Jatropha curcas is the source of this 693-nucleotide messenger RNA. The record is from RefSeq and is a predicted model, not a curated record. NCBI's taxonomy places the organism in Eukaryota, Viridiplantae, Streptophyta, Magnoliopsida, Malpighiales, Euphorbiaceae.
GUAUAGCUUGGAUUCAGCUAAUAUUACGUUGUCUAUUAAUUACAAUAACUUCACAAUUCGAGUAGUAGAUGCCCUUAUCCAAAAGGAUAACUGCUCCUCUUUUCCUCGCCAUUCUUUGAACCUUUUCUAUAAUCGGUAUUGGGCUAUUCGGGGUUCUUGGCCAGGAGUUGACUAUUCUGAGGCUGAUUACUAUCAGAGCCUAGUUUUGGUGAACUGUGAACAUCGAAUGCUGGAUUCUCCACUUUAUGUAGAUACUCAUCCUUGCAUCAAUAGCACGUAUUAUUCAGGUUAUUGGUAUAUAUGCUUAGCUCAUCGAUCUCUUAUGGUGAUGGGAAUGGAUUUGGUGGAUUCUUGCCGUGUUGAGCAGAUAGUUAUGGCAUCUUUUCUGCCAAAAGAAGCGAUGGACAUUUCAUAUCUGGAUGUUCACCGCAUUAUGUCAUAUGGGUUUGAGAUGUCAUGGUUUGGGGCUUGCUGUGACAACUAUGAGGAAAACCGCUGCAACCUUGACAUUGCCAGCAUUAAGGAAUACUGUUACAGUACGUUUCAUUUCCAUGGCCUCCAUUUCAAGUUGGGUUUGAAUGGUUAUUAUGAUUGUAAAUCAGUUCUGGUUCAAAACUGAAUUGUGACCAAGUCUAAUUAGGACUCAUUUAACCAAUAAAAAAUUGCGUUUUGGGUGAUCUUUUUUAUCCCCUA